Nematolebias whitei (Rio pearlfish) is the source of this 3120-nucleotide messenger RNA. It is a transcript of the gene morc3a, whose product is annotated as MORC family CW-type zinc finger 3a. The record is from RefSeq and is a predicted model, not a curated record. Gene Ontology annotation, molecular function: zinc ion binding; ATP hydrolysis activity. Lineage: Eukaryota; Metazoa; Chordata; Actinopteri; Cyprinodontiformes; Rivulidae. Gene Ontology annotation, cellular component: PML body; nucleus. Bases 1 to 2955 code for a protein of 984 amino acids. The transcript has 17 exons.
AUGGAGGAGGCCAAGAAACUAUUUGUAAAGAAUGAAAGUUCAGACAAAAGUCAGAGCUUUGGAUACAGUGACAAGAAAGCAGUAAAUGGACUGGAGCCCAUUGGAAUCUACGGCAAUGGUUUCAAAUCAGGCUCCAUGCGUCUUGGGAAAGAUGCCAUCGUCUUUUCCAAGUCAAGGAACAUGUUGUGUGUUGGGAUGCUUUCUCAGACCUACCUGGAAAAGAUUGGAGCCAAUCAAAUAAUUGUACCUAUUGUCUGCUUCGAAGUGCGGAAUUCAGACAAAUUUUCUGUAAGAGAGGAACACAAAGCCAGUCUGCAGGACAUUCUGCGCUACUCUCUCUUCAAGACACAAGAGGAACUCUUCGCUGAGCUUGAUGCCAUCAGCUCAUCCUCCACAGUGAAAACGGGCACAAGGAUCAUCAUCUGGAAUCUCCGCAGGACAACUACAGGAACAACUGAGUUUGAUUUUGAGAAGGACAGAUACGAUAUUCGAAUUCCUUCAGAAAUCUACGAAACACUGAAUGAUCCCUCUCAGAAUUCAAACAAAACCAUUUCUUACAUCCCUGAAAGCAUUUACUCGCUGAGGGCAUAUUGUAGUAUUCUGUACCUGAAGCCACGGAUGCAGGUCAUGGUGCGGGGUCAGAAGGUGAAGUCUCAGCUCAUCGCUAAAAGCUUGGCCUGCAUCAGAAAGGACCAUUACAAGCCCACUUUCCUGGAAAAACGCGUUCCUAUAACGUUUGGGUACAACACCAAAAGUAAAGACCAGUAUGGCAUAAUGAUGUAUCACAAGAACAGGCUCAUUAAAGCCUACGAACGAGUGGGAUGCCAGCUGAAGGCCAAUAACAGAGGAGUUGGAGUCAUCGGGGUCAUUGAAUGCAACUUUCUGGAUCCCACCCACAACAAACAGAGCUUCAUUGAGAGUGAUAAAUACAGAAAAACCAUGAACAAUUUGGGGAUCAAACUGGAGGAGUACUGGAAUGAAAUUCGCUACAGGAAGUCCAAAGAAAACCCAACCAGCACCGUUCCAGUGGAAGAUACCAUGAAGCGACCAGACCAGAACUGGGUGCAGUGUGACGACUGUUUGAAAUGGCGCAAACUUCCAGAUGGGAUCGACGUCAGCAAGCUGCCGGACAAAUGGUUCUGCAGGAUGAACCCUGAUCCUCAGUUCAGGAGGUGCCAUGUAGAGGAGGAGCCGGAGGACUCUGAUGAUGACCAACCAUCAUACCGCAAGACAUACAAACAACAAGAAAGGCAAAACAAGAGAAAACAAGAAAAGAACAUGCACCUUGAUCAGCUGACUAUAGUGCAACAUGAAGAGCAGCGUAUGGCGUCUAUACGUAGAGAAACUGCAGCUUUAAGUCGGCAACACAACAACUUGAAGCACCUGCUUCAUCAAAAAUCUCCUUCCUCUCCAACCACUCCGAGGGGCCGUUCACUUCAAGGAGCUACUAUUAAAUCCGAACCAUCUUUGCCGAGUUCUUCUGCCACUUCACAAGCUGGCUGCAGCCCGUCCACUGCUUCUGGACUUCCUGUGAUUACAAAUGUAUGCUCACUGUCAGGGGAGCCUCAGAGGGGUAAAAGAACGCAGCUUGUUACUUCAGAAAUAAUGCCAAAAAGACCCAGAAUAAAUGGCUUCCAAGAGCACACAGCAGGAGACGUGAGCUCCACUGUACAUUCUGAGAGAGUUGACGAUGAUGUCACUGAUGAUACCGAUGAUACUGAUGAUGAUGAUGGGAAUGGUACUGACCUUACUUACGACACCGAUGAUGAUAUUGUCAUCUUGGAAACUGAAAGUACUCCCAAGCCAAAUAAGCCCAGCAGUCGUUUGACCAAAAUCAAGCACGAAAAAAGGGAAAGUCCCAUCACCAUGCUGCUGGAGUGCAGCGACGAUGUUGCUGUCGACGUCUCCUCAGAGAGAAACGCCGCAGGUACGAGCGCAGCGGUGGAAACCAGUCGUCCUCUUGAAGUGGCCAACAGCACCACCCAGACAGUAGCUGCUGAAGUUAAGGAAGAGCAUCACAGUCAAAAUCACAAUGAAGAGGGGGAGAAGGUGUGUAGCACCUGUGGUACAGAUCAGAGCCCAGGCACGAACCACCACCCCGUCCAACAGCGAGAAUUAAAGCAAGAUAAAGAAGACGAUGGCCAGUACGGGAAUCAAGAAAAGCAUAAAUUGCACAACGGAGUGGCACAUAUGAAAAGCGAUGAAACUCCAGGACCUUCUGCUCUUCCUCAGUUUAUUUCUGUGGCUCAGAAACAACAAGACCAGCUCCUGGAGCUCAUGCAGGACACGGCUCAGGAGAGGUACAGUUUAAAACAGGAGGUGCAGAAACUUAACGUCCAGCUGCAGAAGCAGUCCCACAUCAGUGUAAAGAAGGAGCGCUCUCACCAAGCCUGCCAAACCGAGGGCACAGGAGACCAGAAGGACUAUAAAAGUCUUUUUGAAAAGGCCAAACAGAAAGUGAACGAUUUAAUAAAAGACAAAGAGGCUUUGUUAUUAGCUUCUGAAGCCAAGACCAACCUGGUCACCGAGCAAGAUGAGGAACGGGACAUUGAUGAGAUUUCACUGCAGGUUGGCUGUCUUGUCCAUGAGCUGGAUCAGACAAAGAAGGAGAGGGAUGAACUCCGCUCACAGCUGGACAGUCUGGAGGAGGAAAAGUCAAAUUUGGCAGCUCAGUGUGAAGAGCUCAAGUUGAGAUUACAGCAACAAAGGGAAAAUGCUCAGGCUUCACAAAGAGGCGGUAAACUUUCUGCACAGUCACUUUCUGUGGAGGCAGGAGAGUCAACAACAUCUGGCACCAACUCGGACGCGUCCAGAAGUUUGAUCGAGCUUCGGCAGAAUGUGGGGCGUCUUCUGGUCACCUUUGUCCCAGCGCUGGACUUGGAACAAGUGAACUAUGAGUGUAACGUCAUCGAUGAGAUCUUGGAGCAAGUUCUUAAUGAAGCAGAUACGAGAUGAACAAUUAAAGCACAGUGGGACUCGAGAACUGCUUUUGACCCAUGAAAUCGAGUUUAUGGAAAACAUAUAGGUCUUCUUAAAGUCACUGUCUUCAUGUCUCCACGUUCCCCAUGAGAUCAGGGUUUCGUUUUAUACAUUAGAGAUUAUUUAAUCUCCAAAGCUCUU